Molecule: messenger RNA, 1038 nt
Organism: Suillus discolor
Lineage: Eukaryota; Fungi; Basidiomycota; Agaricomycetes; Boletales; Suillaceae
Product: ankyrin repeat-containing domain protein
Exons: 3
Coding region: 14-628 (204 amino acids)
Molecular function (GO): protein binding
Source: RefSeq, a predicted model, not a curated record
UGAUGAUUGGGUGAUGAAUGAAUCUGAUUCAUAUCAUUUUCUAAAUCUUUCAUGUACAAUGGCUACAUGGCCGCUGCCCACAGACGACGACAAAGAAAACCUCCUCCUCUCAUGUCGAUACGAUGAUCUCAACGACGUACAAGGUUUCGUAACAAAAUUCGGCUCAGACGCCCUCUCCAGCGUCCGAGACGACAACGGAAACACUGUACUACACAUGACAUGCGGGAAUGGACACAUAGACGUGCUGGAUUAUCUUCUUCCUCUUGUCUCCCCUUCCGUCCUGUCUGCACAAAAUAGCGCCGGCUCCACUGCCUUGCACUGGGCAGCGCUGAACCAGCAUCUCGAAGUAGCACAGAAGCUGGUUCAGUUUACUGGGGCAGAUCUAAUCGAUAUAAAAAAUACCGCCGGACGAUCACCCUUGGGGGAAGCUGAAAUGAUUGGAUGGGAUGAGGGCGCAAGGUGGCUUGUGCAGGAGAUGAAACUCGACGAAACAAGCCAACAUGACGUUAAUGAUAACGAAGAAGAUAGCCCCAUGGCCAUGGACCCUGCACAGGAUGUAGAAGUAGAGAUCCAAGAUGCGGAUGGCCAGGUGGCAAAGAUGACGAUAAGCGGUGGCGCAACCACCUGAUUGUUUUCCAUCACGUCAAGAUCUUGAUUCAGUCGGGUGCAUAUGAAACACAGAAGCGCUUUGCCAAGUCUGGCAACGAACCUGAGCGUUUCGCUUUUGGACGAGUACUUACAUUUCAAUUCUAUAGGUCGCGUGAAGGAUAACAUGGUGAUGGCCGGAUCGAAAUCUCCGUAGAACAGUACUAUGGAAUUGGACUUACAUCAAACUCAUAUCUGAGCAACACAACCUGAUCAUGAAGUUUAGGUGUUCGAUCCUAAUACGUUUCACCUUCUUGAAUCUUCGCGCGAUAAACGUAGGACAUUGCAUGAUGUAGAAUGGAAACGCCUAGGGCCGCGUAGCCAAAUGUCACCUAUAACACAGCACGAGUUCACAACUAUCAAAAUUACCAUGUGGUUACUGCACAAAUCAAA